Messenger RNA from Cylas formicarius (sweet potato weevil), 811 nucleotides. RefSeq names its product integrator complex subunit 12. The transcript has 2 exons. NCBI's taxonomy places the organism in Eukaryota, Metazoa, Arthropoda, Insecta, Coleoptera, Brentidae. The record is from RefSeq and is a predicted model, not a curated record. The coding region runs from base 58 to 765 and encodes 235 amino acids.
ACUCAACCUCAAUUAGUUAUUCGAAUUACUCUAAGGAGCGACUUUUUCAGCAUUAAAAUGACGAACAAUGAUUUGGAUACGCAUUUGAUAAAAUGCAUUGGUCUCCUAUACGAGAGUCGAAAGCUUCGCAAAGGCGACCCCGUCCCUUUGCAAUAUGUAUUAGAGGAAGCAAUUUUCCAAAAAACUGGGGUGGUUAAGGAUUACACAGACAUGUUUCAAUCCCUGCUUCCACCCAGGGAAAAUGAUAAUUCCACAAGUAAUAUGUACGAAGAUAAAGGUAGCAACUCCGACAAUGAUUUAGAAUUGGACCUUCUGAAAGAAGAUCUCAUGUGUGUCGUGUGCAACAAAAUGGACGUAGGCGCUCGCAAUCGACUACUCGAAUGUUCCGAUUGCCACGCCCUGUAUCAUCAGGAGUGUCACAGGCCUGUGGUGACGGACGAAGACUUUUUGGAUACAUGGACUUGUUCCAACUGUAAAUCUAUUAGUAAGAAGUUAAAAAUCAGCGAAAAAGAUCACGGGUCCAGGAGCUUGUCUUCAAAGUCCGGCAGCAGCAGCCACAGACACGGCAGCUCAUCGCACAAGUCAUCCAGUGACAAGUACAAAGUUAGCAAGUCUCCAUCGUCUUCCAGUAGUAGCAGCGGCAGCUCGAAAGGUGUAUCGCCCAAUCACUCGUCCUUGAGUAGCUCAAGGCUCAACACCGACGAAAAGAAAACGAGCAAAAGCAAAUCUACGAAAGGGUCCGAAAAAAGAAAACACGAACAUUGAAUUUAUAAACAAAAUCUCAAACCUGCCUUAGUUUCACCUCAGAAUG